Messenger RNA from Bursaphelenchus okinawaensis, 853 nucleotides. Lineage: Eukaryota; Metazoa; Nematoda; Chromadorea; Rhabditida; Aphelenchoididae. The record is from the annotation of a GenBank genome assembly.
AUGCAUCGUCCGCAGACCAGAAGUGUCUCUAAGUCAAAAGCUGUGACCAACGACAAGAUCACGGGUAUGUUAAUAUAGUUUUUGUUGAGUUUUAGGUGUUUUUGCUUCGAUUUCGGAUGGAAGUUGUUGAUAAAAGCUUCUUUCUUUUGUUUGGAACAUUCUUAUAGUAAAUAUAAAGGUUAUUCUUUUUAAAAGUUUAAGUAAAAAUGGCAACAAAAGUAGUUCUACCAGUUUUUCUUUAAAAAAUUGACGAUUUUAAUCUGUUCUCGACCUGUUGCUGAAAUUUACAAGUGCAAAACCUUGUCAAAAUGCGGAGUGAUGUUUGUUUUAUCAACUAAUGUAAUUUACAGAAUACGAUAAACGAUUGCGGAACGAAACGAAGGGCGACAAGGAUAGGAACAUCUAUGAAAAAGGUAAUCUUUUUAGUGUUGUUUUUGGGUUUAGGUGUUCACGGAUUAACGCCCGUCUGCCGGGUUAAUUUGACGUCUUUUCAAUGAUGUUAGAAGGCUUGUUAACUUUGUCAAUGGUCUUCUCGACGUUGGGAAAAGAGUUCACAGCAUUUUGAUGUUGUUUUAGAUCUCUGUGACAUUGUCUAUGGUCUUGUCAAAGUUUUCAAAGAAUUUCUGAUGUUUUGACGUUGUUUUCGGUUUUUUUGAUGUUGUUCAAGGUCUUGCGUUGAUAAAUUUAGGCUUUCAGGGUUGUUUAAGUUGAUUUUACUUUGAUUUGAUAAUGUUUUUUUGCAGAACUUCAUGAAAAUCGAGUGAAAGCAUUGUUGGAAGCUGUAAAACAGGCUAAAGACGAUGCGUGGAAGUAUCAAUCGUUAGAAGAAACGUUUAGGAAUGGCAGGGAUUAA